This is a messenger RNA of Musca vetustissima, 2200 nucleotides long. Its product is annotated as collagen alpha-1(IX) chain-like. The record is from RefSeq and is a predicted model, not a curated record. NCBI's taxonomy places the organism in Eukaryota, Metazoa, Arthropoda, Insecta, Diptera, Muscidae. The annotation marks the transcript as partial. The transcript is spliced from 7 exons.
UUCCCAAUCCCCAAGAUUAUUACGACGAAGAUGACGACGCCGACUUUGUACCCGUUGAACCGUGUAAUGUUGUGCGACCCGGUGAUCCCGAUCUGACCACAUAUGACAUCUUACAUUCGUAUCGUUUCGAUGAGUACCAGUAUGAGGCGCAGGGCGUCACACAAAUCGGCGGUUCGACAGGUUAUCAGCAGGCCUAUCAUAUCAGUGAAUAUUCGAAUAUGACAAUUGAAUCAUCGCGUGCUUUUCCCAAGGGUAUACCCAAUGAAUUUUCAUUUGAGUGUACGUUCCGUGUGCCCCAGCAACAGCCGCGCUACGAAUGGUAUCUGUUCGAGUUGAGCGACUAUGAGUACGAAUCGCAGAUGAGUGUGACAAUAAAUCCGGUCAAUAAUGCCAUUGAAUUUGCAUUGCCGAAAUUUGAUGGCACCCUGCAGACGGUGACAUUUGAGGAAAUUGAGAUCUUUGAUCGUUCAUGGCACAAGGUGAUGUUGGGUGUCAGCCAGGAUGGUGUACGUUUGUGGGUGGAUUGUAAACCCGUGCCGGAUAAUCGUGGCAGCUUCAAGGCCCCCUUGGAUGUUCGUGGUCCCAUUGAUGCCACAGAUGGGGUAUUUACGGUGGCCCGAACAUGUGCCAGUCGGGAAACGGUGCCGAUCGAUUUACAAUGGAUGAUAUUCAGCUGUGACAAAGACAAACCGGCCACAACCAGCUGUGACGAUUUGCCUCAGUACAUUCAAACGAACAGAACUCGGCCCCAAUUUGAAUGGCCAACCACGGCCAGGACUACCACAACAACAACCACACAUUAUCGACCGGAUAAUUAUGAAAGCUCAAGUACUCCCGAACCAUUUAAUUUCAAAUUUUUGGAUACGACCACAGAAAAAACUUGGCAUAUUGGUAGUACUCCAACAUAUCCAUUUAGUGGCAAGGAGGCUUUGACAUGUCCCGAACAGUGUCCACGGGGACCACCGGGUCUGCCGGGACCACCUGGUCUAAGGGGUUUACCAGGUGCUCCGGGUCCAGCAGGUAUACCCGGAAAUCCUGCCCCUUCAAUUGGUAAUUAUGGUCAAUUGGGUAGUGCCAAGGGUGAAAAGGGUGAAGCGGGCUUAAAUGGCUUGCCAGGAUUGCCGGGUAAGGAUGGCAGAAAUGGUGCACCCGGUCUACCAGGUAUGAAGGGUAUUGCAGGUCUGCCCGGACCUCAGGGACCACCAGGAUUUGGUAUACAAGGACCUCCCGGUGAAGUUGGAGAAAAAGGCGAUAAGGGAGAAAGAGGUUUUCCUGGCCUCGUUGGUCUACCCGGACCCCCAGGGCCACCAGGAGUGGCACUUCCUCCCAAUGGCCAGUUUGGUUUGGGAGUUCAAGGUCCCCCUGGCGAACCUGGCACCCCAGGCGAAAAAGGUGACCGUGGUUUACCCGGCUUAGAUGGUGCCGAUGGCCGUCCAGGACCACCAGGUCCACCUGGACCUCCAGGACCAGCAGCAAUACACACCGAAGCCAAUUGGGAAACAAAAAUCGGUCCUCCCGGUAUUAUGGGACCGCCAGGUAUGCCUGGCAAUCCCGGACAACCGGGUCAACCAGGUCCCCCAGGCUUGCCAGGCGCCCCUGGUCUUCCUGGAAUAGCCGCCGAAAGCGGCAAUUAUAAUUUUGAUGAAGGUCGCAUACGUGACAUAUGUAUGGCGGUGGUACGUGAUUAUAUCAGUGAAAUAUCGCAUACGCUAAUGGGACCACCAGGUCCACCUGGACGCAGGGGUAUCAGUCGUCCAGGGCCACCUGGACCUCAGGGUAUUCAAGGUGAACCUGGUCCCCGAGGUCCGCAGGGAGAACGUGGCUACCCGGGUAUAAAUGGCCACCCUGGCACCCCCGGUGAAAUGGGUCCCCCUGGACGAGAUGGCGAAAAAGGUGAUCGUGGUUAUCCCGGAGAAAGUCAUGAAGGUCCCAUGGGACCACCUGGACCUCCGGGUCCUGCAGGUGUGGGCAUGGAUGGUGCCCCCGGCAGGCCUGGUGAACGUGGUGACACCGGUAAACCAGGUGAACCUGGUGUACGUGGACCGCCGGGACAACCUGGCAGCUGUCCCGAUUGUAGUUCCUACAUGGCUGCCUAUACUUAUCCUCUGCAAUUGGCUCAACAGCAAUGGAGCAAUAAAGGCCCGCAAAAUAAUAAGGGGCCACAAAAUUAUUACAACAAAGGACCAAAUUAUUAGAAAUA